This is a messenger RNA of Caenorhabditis angaria, 3254 nucleotides long. The record is from the annotation of a GenBank genome assembly. Lineage: Eukaryota; Metazoa; Nematoda; Chromadorea; Rhabditida; Rhabditidae.
UUGGCAGCGUCGACUUCAACAACAUCUUCUACAAUCUCUACAACGACAGCACUUGCCGAAGCGGUUCCGACUCCAAAAGCUGAUGUUGCUCCACCACGUGAGCAGAAAUGUCAAGUGUUUGCCGAGUUGCCACAUCUCAGUCUGCUUGAAUCGUGCCCUGCAAAUUUCGCAAUCGCCUCUGGCAAGCUGACUGCUCCACUCCAAUACAUCGUCAUCAGCGGUUUAUCUCCUGCAACGCCGAGCAGCCGUAAAUGCAUUGACAACUUUAGAAGUCGCCUAGUCGAGCUGGUACUGGAGGAUUUUGCAAGCUAUCGCAUCAUCAUCAUCUCAAACUCCAUGCCAUCAACAUCAUCUUCCUCAAUUGCCAAAGGUCUUGUAUCUCCGAAAGCUGCUACUGUACCACCACAAGAUGAACACAACGUCACUGUUGCACCUCCGUAAGCUGCUGCCGCGAGUCGUGACCACAAGGAGUCUUCUCUGCGCAGGGAGACAGCUAAACAACUUUUAGGGCUGUAUAAUGAAUGUUUUUUGAGUGAGUUUUUUUGUUUCCCCAUAAUCAACAGAUUUAUCCAAGUAUUGGUAGCAAAGUUCUUUUUUCAGAAUUGUCAGUGCAAUGCCAAACUGCUGAUCGCGAACUUCAUCCGGAUGAAGUCAAGCAGCCUCCUAGUGCAUCCAGUGAUGGAUCGGUGACUCGAAAGAUGAUGCCUCGCAAAGAUGAAACGCUCGACAACCAGCCCAGUAUGACUACCAAGUUCAACAACAAGAACGGAGGACGAGGACAAAUGCGUUGUAGUUAGUUUAUUUUUUAGGGUUGGACCUCGUAAAACGAGAAAAUUUUCGAAUAAUUUAGAAAUUAUUAACUUUUUAGUAUCUUUUUCAAAUUUUCAUCAAUUUUAACUAAGACUUCUUGUUUGUAGGAUUGGGUAGAAAUCAGUGAAAUUAUUAGUUUGACAUUAAUUGUUUUAAAAAAUUGGGGUUUUUUUUGGAUUCAAAAACAAGAUUGAUUUGAAUUCUUGAAAGUUAUAAAUUAAGAGACCAAAUCUCUUAAUUUAUCGAAUUUUCAAGAGUUGCAUUGAUCAGUCUUUUUUUUUAGAGUUCAAUUAAAAAUCCGAUAUUUUAAUAGUAUAAAUUUGACUUCUUGUUUUUAUGUAGGAUUGGGUAGAAAUCAGUGAAAUUUUUAGUUUGAUAUUAGUUGUUUUAAAAAAUUGGGUUUUUUUUGGAUUCAAGAACAAGAUUGAUUUGAAAUCUUGAAAGUUAUAAAUUAAGAGACCAAAUCUCUUAAUUUAUCGAAUUUUCAAGAGUUGCAUUGAUCAGUCUUUUUUUUUAGAGUUCAAUUAAAAAUCCGAUUUUUUAAAACAUUAAAUUGACUUCUUGUUUUUAUGUAGGAUUGGGUAGAAAUUAGUGAAAUUUUUAGUUUGAUAUUAGUUGUUUUAAAAAAUUGGGUUUUUUGGAUUCAAGAACAAGAUUGAUUUGAAAUCUUGAAAGUUAUAAAUUAAGAGACCAAAUCUCUUAAUUUAUCGAAUUUUCAAGAGUUGCAUUGAUCAGUCUUUUUUUUUAGAGUUCAAUUAAAAAUCCGAUUUUUUAAAAAUAUAAAUUUGAUUUCUUGUUUGUAGGAUUGGGUAGAAAUUAGUGAAAUUUUUAGUUUGAUAUUAGUUGUUUUAAAAAAUUGGGUUUUUUUUGGAUUCAAGAACAAGAUUGAUUUGAAAUCUUGAAAGUUAUAAAUUAAGAGACCAAAUCUCUUAAUUUAUCGAAUUUUCAAGAGUUGCAUUGAUCAGUCUUUUUUUUAGAGUUCAAUUAAAAAUCCGAUUUUUUAAAAAUAUAAAUUUGAUUUCUUGUUUGUAGGAUUGGGUAGAAAUUAGUGAAAUUUUUAGUUUGAUAUUAGUUGUUUUAAAAAAUUGGGUUUUUUUUUGGAUUCAAAAACAAGAUUAAUUUGAAAUCUUGAAAAUUAUAAACAGAUUUUUUUUUCAAAGCGACGACAAAAAUGCGCCAACAGCAAUGCUAGCAUUAAAUAUUUUUUUGCAAGUUGUGCAAAAAUAUUUUUUUGACCUUAUUUUUUGGUGGGCGGCGGCGGGAAGUUUUGAAUUCGCUAGACUAUAGUCUAGUUUGGGGUAUAAAAGACGAGCGUUCGCCGUUGGUUGGCAUUUUCUCUUCUUACGGGAGACCUAUUCCUGCUGUCUUCUUGCUGCCUGCCUGCCACCGUCUUCCGUCGCCGUCUUCUGCAUUCAGCCGCCUUUCGUCUUCAGCCGCCUCUCGUCUUCAGCCGCCUUUCGUCUUCAGCCGCCUCUCGUCUUCAGCCGCCUCUCGUCUUCAGCCGCCUUUCGUCUUCAGCCGCCUCUCGUCUUCAGCCGCCAGCGUCUUCACUAUCUGCCACGUCAAGCUGUUUUGCACGAAGAAUUGGAUCGAUAUUAUUCAGAUGAGUUUUUUUUUUUAUUUAUCUCCAUUUUUGUGCUUUUUCGUUCGUUUUGUUUCAGGAACUACAACAACCGUGUCCAUCUGCUUCAGUUCUGCAUUUGCUGUCAAAUCGCCUCCUCAAAUUGCUUCAUCUUCAGUUGCUGAUCCUGGUGAUUUCGUAAUGAAGGAAUUCUCGGUAUUUUCACUGAGAAUUUUUCGUUUUCAAGCUCGAGUCACCAGGAUAAUCACCACCAAGUGGCAAAUUUGGAAACAAGUCUGGCUCGCCAAAAAUUUGGAAAUUUUCCAUUUUUUCUGGCUCAUAUCGGACUGUUUCUAGGUUUUGCCACUAGCGCAUCACGCGCUCAUCAUUGAAAUAAUAAAGUUUUUUUGUAAUGCGUUUUUGAUUCCUCCCAAUCGACUGAUUUCUUAAAAAUUCCGAUACUAAUCAUUUUUUUUCCAGGAUUGUCAUUGCUGAUUUUCUACUUCUCAGUCUUCUUCAACCGUCUCCUGCAAUCUUCACAAGAUCGCCGCUGUCAAGCUGACCUCAACACACAUCAUUGCUAUCAAUUCGUCGCCUCAUCUUCAGCCGCUGUUCAACACCUUCAAUGCCAAGCCGCCGCAAAUCAUCGUCGUCUUCAGAAGCCGCCAAGUCGAGCUGGAAAUGGAAGAUUUUUGCACCGCCUACAGGAUUUCAAUCGGAAUUCGAGUUACCAGGUAGUUUUUUUUCAAUUUUUAUUAGUUAGUUAGCCUGAUGUUGGUUUUUAAGCUAGUUAAUUUUCAAUCAUUAUCAGCAACAUUUUUUGGCGUGUAGGAUUUACUCCGAUAGUCAAAUAAAAAUGUGCAAUUUGGCUGAAGAUCUUUGA